AUGGCAGAAAAUGGCCUCAAUCAUCCUGACGUCAUGCGUUCCAGCACCCCUUCUAACUGCAGCCCAGAGCUCCUGCUAAAGCGCCUGGAAUACCGCGUGAAGGUCAGAAAUGCCCAUCAGCAAGAGUUCCUACAGGCUUUCUCGGAAUUUUUCGGAUCCCUUAAGGAGUUUCUGGUGAAAAACCCACAAUAUAUUUCGGUAUUCGAGCUCAUUGCCGAGCCCGAGCGAACAGUGACAUUUCGUGUGCCAUGGUUUGACGACAACGGCACCUUACGCGUAAAUCGCGGAUACCGCGUCCAGUUCAGCUCGGCAAUUGGACCUUGCAAGGGUGGCUUGCGAUUUCACCCCACUGUUUCUUUGUCUGUUGUCAAGUUCCUUGGCUUCGAACAAAUUUUCAAAAACAGCCUCACAGGACUUCAGAUGGGAGGAGGGAAGGGAGGCUCUGACUUUGACCCCAAAGGCAAAUCUAUUAACGAAAUCAGGCGGUUUUGCCAAAGCUUUAUGACCGAGCUAGCGAGGCAUAUUGGGCCUUCCCGAGACGUGCCGGCAGGUGAUAUUGGUGUUGGAACCCGUGAGAUAGGGUUUUUGUUUGGACAGUACAAGCGCCUAUCCUCGAAUUUCGAAGGCGCCAUCACUGGCAAAGCCAUUGGCUGGGGGGGAUCGGAAAUACGCCCAGAAGCUACAGGAUAUGGCUGUGCGUACUUCGCUGACAACGUCUUGAGAAGGCUUUUGAACCUGAGUUUGAGUGGGAAGACAUGCACGUUGAGUGGGUGUGGAAAUGUAGCUGUGUACUGCGCUGAGAAGCUGCUGGAGAUGGGCGCCACCGUUUUGACACUAAGCGACAGCGAAGGCUUGAUUUAUUGCGAAAGAGGAUUUUCGGCUGAAACAAUCCAACUUAUAAAAUUCACCAAGGUAGCAGAUCCGUCGGUGCGCGUAAAGUCUUUCGCAGACGGAGUAGAUAUCGUUUUCGAGCCCAAGGGAACGCCGUGGAGCGUGGCCUCUGAGCUCGCAUUCCCUUGCGCUACACAGAACGAGAUCGACGAACUUGCCGCAGACCAAAUGUGCAAAAAUGGCUGUUUGGUUGUUAUUGAGGGAUCUAAUAUGCCCCUUACACCGGAGGCGACUGAUUUGUUCGCUAAGCACGGUGUUCUUGUCUGUCCCGCGAAAGCUGCCAAUGCAGGUGGUGUAGCUGUGAGCGGUUUAGAGAUGAGUCAAAACGCCGCACGAAUGCAAUGGACGCGCAACGAGGUAGACUCAAGGCUGAGGCAAAUAAUGAGUGACAUAUUUGAAAAAUGUGUUGCGGCAGCUCAAGAGUAUGGCAAGAACGAGAGGGACUUAAUUGCUGGAGCGAAUGUCGCUGGUUUUCGCAAAGUUGCUGAUGCUGUCAUAGCCGAAGGCUACGUGUGA
Messenger RNA from Cyclospora cayetanensis, 1407 nucleotides. Its product is annotated as NADP-specific glutamate dehydrogenase. Gene Ontology annotation, cellular component: cytosol. Bases 1 to 1407 code for a protein of 468 amino acids. Lineage: Eukaryota; Apicomplexa; Conoidasida; Eucoccidiorida; Eimeriidae. The transcript has 6 exons. Gene Ontology annotation, molecular function: L-glutamate dehydrogenase (NADP+) activity. The record is from RefSeq and is a predicted model, not a curated record.